Toxotes jaculatrix (banded archerfish) is the source of this 6618-nucleotide messenger RNA. RefSeq names its product E3 SUMO-protein ligase PIAS1-like. The transcript has 13 exons. The record is from RefSeq and is a predicted model, not a curated record. NCBI's taxonomy places the organism in Eukaryota, Metazoa, Chordata, Actinopteri, Toxotidae. Gene Ontology annotation, molecular function: transcription coregulator activity; zinc ion binding; SUMO ligase activity. Bases 148 to 2298 code for a protein of 716 amino acids. Gene Ontology annotation, biological process: regulation of transcription by RNA polymerase II; protein sumoylation.
CCACACGCGCAAAAAAAUGGAAGAGGUUUUGGCAUUGUUACGGCUAUUUUUAACAUUUAGAUGAUUCCCAUAGCAAAGUAGGGCGGCAGUAGAAGAAGCUUCAGUCCUGUCCUCUUGACUUGGCAGCAUUCCUGCAACAAAAAGAUCAUGAAAGAGUGCUUUGAGGAAGUAAAUCAAAAGCUAGUGAGUGAGCAAAUGGUGAUGAGCCUGCGGGUGUCGGAGCUGCAGGUGCUGCUGGGCUACGCUGGGCGGAACAAGCACGGACGCAAACACGAGCUCCUGACCAAGGCACUGCAUCUGCUGAAGGCCGGCUGCAGCCCCGCUGUGCACAUGAAGAUCAAAGAGCUCUACCGACGACGCUUUCCUGCCAAAAUGGUAUCCCACUCAGAGCUGGCACUGCCUGGACCGCACCAUCCAGCCACAGCUGGAGUCGUUGGAGGAGGGGGCGCCGCACUGCCCGCUGGCUUGACACAGCUGGCGUACGAGGGUCAUGCCGGUCACGGUGGAGCCCCAUCGCCUGCUGCCUUACUGCCCCUCUCACUGCUCGGCCCAGGGAAACAUGAGCUGACCGGGCUGGCACACCACCUGCCCACCUCAGCCACGCUGCAUCCGGUCCAUCCAGAUGUCAAGCUCCAGAGGCUCCCCUUCUACGACAUGCUGGACGAACUCAUCAAGCCCACCAGUCUAGCUUCAGACAACAGCCAGCGGUUUCAGGAGACAUGUUUCGCCUUUGCAUUAACACCACAGCAAGUCCAGCAGAUCAGCAGCUCAAUGGACAUCUCGGGGACCAAAUGUGACUUCUCAGUUCAAGUUCAGUUGCGGUUUUGCCUGUCGGAGACGAGCUGUCCUCAGGAAGACCAUUUUCCACCCAAUCUGUGUGUGAAAGUCAACGGGAAGCCAUGUAACCUGCCGGGUUAUCUUCCUCCAACCAAAAACGGUGUAGAGCCCAAGCGGCCCAGCCGGCCCAUCAAUAUUACCUCACUGGUCAGAUUGUCCACCACAGUCCCCAAUACCAUUGUGGUCUCAUGGACCGCUGAGAUUGGAAGGAGUUACUCCAUGGCAGUGUACUUGGUGAAGCAGCAGUCGUCCACAGUGUUGUUACAGAGACUACGCGCAAAAGGCAUCAGAAACCCAGACCACUCCAGGGCGCUCAUCAAAGAGAAGCUAACAGCAGACCCAGACAGUGAAAUAGCCACGACCAGCCUUCGAGUGUCGCUGCUCUGCCCGCUGGGGAAGAUGCGGCUGAUGAUCCCAUGCCGGGCACUGACAUGCUCCCACCUGCAGUGCUUUGACGCCACACUCUACAUCCAGAUGAACGAGAAGAAGCCCACCUGGGUGUGUCCUGUCUGCGACAAGAAGGCCCCCUAUGAACACCUUAUCAUCGACGGGCUUUUUGUGGAGAUCCUCAACAGCUGCAUGGACUGUGAUGAGAUUCAGUUUAAGGAGGAUGGCAGCUGGGCCCCCAUGAGGUCUAAGAAGGAAGUGCAGGAAGUCUCUGCUUCUUAUAACAACGGGCUGGAUGGUUCAUGUCGAACGUCUGCAGGCUCAGAUCAGCGGAGCUCCUCGUCGUCCAGCCAAGGCGGCGGCGGUGGCAGCAACAGCAAGAAGGUGGAAGUGAUCGACUUGACACUGGACAGCUCCUCAGACGAUGAAGGGCAGGAUUCACCACCUCCGCCCCCGCCACCUCUGCCUCCUCCAGCCAAGAGAGCAUGUCCCUCUAUGUCCCCGACCUCGCCGCCCAUCAUCAACAAAGGAGUGCUGAACCUGCACCACCAGGCCUCUCCUGUGAGCCGCACUCCCAGCAUGCCAGCGAUCGACACCAGCUACAUUCCUCCUGUCCCCCCACUCAUCCAGGACUACAGACCCUACUACCAUCCCAAUGAACUGUCAGAGUUGAACUUCUUCUCUUUUCUUCAAGGCGACAAUCAUCAGCAUUACAACAUGGUGAUGGCAGCAGCAGCCGCUGCUUCAGCCUCGGACGACCACGAGCUGCUUCUCAACCGCUUCUUGCCCUACAGCACCACCUCCUCCUCCGCCUCCCAGCUCUUCCUCGACCAGUCGGUAGCCUCGACAGCCGCUUCGCUGACCGCACCGACCAACGGGGCGAGCAGCUCGGGCAGCAGCAGCAGCCUGGUCUCGUCCAGCAGCCUCCGUGACACUCACUCCACACACUCGUCUUCACACUCGGGCUCACACUCCUCACACACACACCCUGGAGUGGUGGCCGGCCGGAGCAGCACUGAAGCUGCAGUGGCAGCUAUUUACGGCGGGAUACCUGAUGUUAUAUCGUUGGACUGACUAAAAAAGAGUCGAGACUACACUUUGGGUCCAGCUCUGAUCCAGUAGCGAACCCAGUCACAAACAGUUUGACUGCAGGGUAAAGUUUUGAUCCAGAAACUAGACUGGUCCCAAGUCAUUAAACUCAGAACGUUUGUGGGGUCGUAAUGACAAGACUGCCUCAAGAAGAGCACUAAUAUUAUGAUAGGGUAAAGGGCCAGAGAUUUCCCUUCACUAGACUGACCUGAAAACAGUACUGAGUCAUCACUUAAAGGGGUCAGCUGUGGACACUGUGUUGGUUUACUGACUUCAGACCAGAAACCUGUCCAGCUCGUGAACCCACCUUACUGCUAUCGUGGUACCAACCUGGCACAAACAGCAAAGACGCUACCUGAGCAAAAACACAAAGGAGGAUGGCUCUUUUUUACAGAAACGAAGAGUGGCACCGUGUACAGAGAACAAAAUAUAUUUUCCUCUUUUACUUUUGUAUGUUAAAUUGGGACAUUUUCAGUCUAGUGAGCUGCUUCUAUCGCUGUUUCAAAGUGGAGGGCUGAGUUUUUUGUUUUUUUUUCACAAGAGCUUAUACAUAUGCCUGAUGCCAUGUGGUUUUCUUUUACUCCUCUUUUAGCUCUAUCCUGUUUAAAUUUUCAAUUUUUAUUUCUCCAAUAUGAACUUCAAUUCUCUGUCCCUUUCUUUUUCUCUCUUGCUCGAGCUCAUUUUUAAAUUCACGGUGUAUUAUUUCUCUAUCCAAUGACAAGAACUUUUCAGACGCUGAAUUUACAGUUUAUUCAUGUACUAAUAAUUUUAUUAUGCUUUUAAGUUAUGUAUGAUAUUUAAACACAUGCAUAUAUAUAUAUGCAUUCCCUUUGACCUUCAGGUUAAUGCUGUGGGGAGUGUGUAGGUGAGAGAUUAGCCAUUUCUGGUUUUUAAUUUUCACUUCUUCACUUCCUGUUCCUUACAAAGACUCUGGCGACAUACAGCAUUUGAAAUGGAGACUUUUAGACUAUUUAUACCUGCCAGUUUAGAGUUUUGAGCUGGAAGAAUUUGUUUUUCUUUUUUUUUUUUGCACAAUGCCAAAAAAAAUGUAUGGUACCUAUGAAAAUAAUCACAAUAAUCAGAGUGCAGUUGCAUCUGUCUGUUGCCACAGUGUUUUCAGUCAAGUGUCAAGCUGGUGGGUAUUCCGACACUUUGACUGACUGUGUCCUUUUGUCUUUUGUCUUGUCAGUCUCAUCUUCUUCUUUUUUUUUUGCUUGACUGUUAAAAAGUUACGAUGGAGGUCAAACUGUUAAAGCAGUGUCCGGCCUAUUAAAGAGACAGGCGUCCGUGACAUGUGCCACAGCUCCAUUGGGGCGAGUGGCCAAGUUUCAACUAGUGCCUGUUUGUGUGCAUGCUCCACAGCGUGUUUGGGAUAGAGUUUUCAGACUCAAAAGAAUGUCUUAAGUGGUCACCCACAACCUCCGCCCCAUCUCUCUCUAAGCAGUUUGUGAAAAUUUGACCUGUGACUAAUAUCUAUAACUGUCUAGGGAGGUUUCUUUGGGAAAAGCUCUUGUGGAAAAGCGUAGAAUAGUGUAAGCAGGCUAUUUUGUGCCACAGUAGAAGCGGGUGAUCUUAGCUUGCCAACUUAGACUGGGCACAGAGCCAGCUGGUUUAAAAAUACAUGACCUGUCUGGAACUUAACAACCCUACGAGAUAGUCCGUGUACGAUGUGGAAGUGUCAAAGCCAGGUGGAGGUUUCAGAAUACCUCGAUGUUGUUGCCAUUCAGCUGAAAACGCAGGGUUUGCUCAUGAAUGUAUUGUGCAAUUUUAAGAGUGGACUCAGUUUUUGUUCUUUGCUUCCAUUACAGUUAUUAACAGAACCAAGUUGCGGAGAUCCACUGUAUUCUGGUCACAUUAGUAGUGACAUACAGUAGACCUGGCACACCUCCUAGUCCCAUCAGCCCAUCCCUGCUCCAGCCUGUGUGUCCUUGAAACUUUCCCAGAGUCCCCUCUUAUCAGUCUCUCCUCAAUCUUCCAUUUCCAGGCGUCUGAGACAGGCAGCUCACUUCAAAGCCUAAUUAUCCCCACCACAAUGAGAUAAUCACCUCUGACAGACACCCCCGUCACCUGACAUCCCCUGUCCUGUCCUUCAGCAACUCACUGAGAGACUGUAGGCAACCUAAAAUGACCCCCAACUCCCUCCCUCUUUUAACUUUAUUCCCUGCUCGUCUCAUGGGAAUCAACCCCGGCUCUCAAACUGUCUCAAUCAUUUGCCGGAACAAGUCUUGUGUAUUUCCUGUGUUGUGCAGUAUUUUAUUUAUUUUGUAUUCUUAUUUCUAUAUAUUAUAUUUUUACAAAUUGUUUGAGUUCCAUGGGUGAGAGUGUGAGUCAGCUGUUGUGAUAUGAUAUGAUUUUAUUUAAUAUGCAUUUUAUUAUUCUCUGCCGGCUGCGCAAUUUCUCAAAAAAAGGUAUCGUUUUAGUCAUGCAUCAUGUUUGGUCUUGGGAGCUGACUUGGGUAACACUUCAUAAUAAGGCCAGAAAACACAUGUUUAAUUAACACGUGCACAGCUCAUGAUGAUAUAAUGUAUGAAUUAAUUCAGGAUGCGUUAUGAAUUCCUGUUGCUCGCCAUUAAGGAAUGAUUGAGUCACUGUGAGUGAAUGUGAUUAGUUAACACCUAAUGGAUCAUCAAUUAAUGAUGAACUCACACUUACUUCAUACGUUAAUUUAAAUGCAACCAAAUGAACUCUAAUCCAGUUACUUAGUCACAAGGCUGUUCUAGUUCUUAAAGAAACAUGAGGCUGGUUUUUAUCAAACUGGUCGUCAGAUGCAAACAUGUAAUGCGUUGCUGGAGCCAAAAGUCAACACAAAUAACCUCUUGAGAAAAGUUGGGUUAUCUUAGUGUUCCCCUGUUAGCAUGGCUGUAAACCCAUAGUCUUGUUCUUUCUCACUUCACCAUGAUGAUACAUUGCAGAAAACCUAUGGAAAUGUAUCAGAAAACUUGUAUCUGAAUGGUUUUCACAAAACAGCUAUGUUAUAUUAAUUUGGAGGAAUAUGAAAUAAGUAUGAGGUAACUUUGAGUUACCAUUCAUUACAUGGUUUUCUAUUAAGUGUUAACUAAUCACAUAAAGGCAUGUGUUUGUGCCUUGAUCGUGAAGUGUUACCAUGACUAGUUAGUUUGAAUAUUAAUCACCAGUCUUUGGAUACUUGAUGAGGUGGUCACAGUUAAUGAACGCAUUUGAUAACGAUUUAAUUUAUUCAAACUUAUUCUUUCCUCACACUCGUCAUGCAGCAGAUAACAGUUACGCACAUGAAGUCAGAGAGCAGACCGUUAUGAAUGUGUUUCUGCUGAAGUGCUCUCCAUACUGGGGUCUAUAUGGGAAUACCAAAAAAAAAACAGAAAACCUGAGAUCCUCUUCCCCCUGCAACUUGUUUCAUUAAGUGUCCACAGCUCCCUCCUGUGGUUCGCAGUUGUUAUUUUAAGGGAGAAGCAGUCAUCACGGAGCUGAGUUUUCUUUCUUUCGUUUUAUAACAAAUGGGGCCUUUUUUUGUUCGAAUAUGUCAGAUUGCGUGUAAGGAUGGACAAGCACAGGGCUGUUGCCAUCUCAGUCCCUCUCCGUCUGCAGUCAUACACAGGUGUGAACAUGUGCGCAGGAUAAAUACAGCAAUUUUUGCAGCAGCUUAUGUGUUUGCUGGUUUGAACUCUGUGCGAGGACACUGGGGACAAAACCAAUGUCUGCACAGUACAAAGUGAAUGGAAUAAGGCCACAUUUAACAGUAGUUACUCUUAAUGGUUUUUUCAAGAGCUCCACAGGCAAUCUCGACAAGCAGCUCAACUCUGUGGUUGUCACCAGUUUCUCACCUUAGAUUAAAGGGAACCGUCAACAAUGUGUAUAUUAUGUCUGUAUGGAAACAUGACAACUGAAAGUUCAGAUCCAAACGUGGGUGUUUGAUGUCCGUUUGUAUGCUUUUUGUGUGUCAAUUCAGAGCGAGAGAAUAAAUUAAUUUAUAUAUUUUUUAGAAAAUGAAAGCUGUACUAUUAUUAAAAAAAAAAGGACUGUGGCCAAUAAAGAGUCUCACACAACUGAAAUAAUUUCAAAGUCAGACUCGAGUCGACAUCUGCACUCACUGCCUUAAAACAUUCACAGGUUCUGUUUCACAGCUCCAAUCCGAGAAAAAUCAUUUUAAAAAAGGCUUUUCAAGGAGGGAAAGGAGAAGACAGUGUACAGUAGACCCUUGUCAGUUUGUACAAAUAUACCAAGUGGGAAAAAAAAAUAUUUAUUACCUGCAUUGGAAGAAAUUGUUUACUUAUUGAAUGUUACCUGUUUAUGUAGAAAAGUUUAGAUGUAAUAAAAUGCAUUCUGUUA